This is a messenger RNA of Lagopus leucura (white-tailed ptarmigan), 2152 nucleotides long. RefSeq names its product retinol saturase (gene RETSAT). The transcript is spliced from 12 exons. Lineage: Eukaryota; Metazoa; Chordata; Aves; Galliformes; Phasianidae. The coding region runs from base 55 to 1890 and encodes 611 amino acids. The record is from RefSeq and is a predicted model, not a curated record.
CGGGGCCAAACGGAGGGCUGCGGACAGAGGCAGCCCAGAGCUGCCGGCAGCGGCAUGGGGUUGUACGCGGUGCUCGCCUUCCUUCUCGUCCUCCUCCUCGCCGUCCUCGCCUUGUAUCGCUGGAUCAGGUCCCGCGGCCCCAACCCCUUCGCCGUCGAUACCCGGCGCCCGCCGGCCCCGCUGAUCACCGAUAAGGCGGUUCGUCGGACGGUGCUGAAAGCAGCUUUCUCUCCAGAAAAAGUCCCAGAGAAGCUCGAUGCCAUCGUCAUCGGCAGCGGCAUCGGGGGGCUGGCGGUGGCCGUGCUGCUGGCCAAGGUGGGCCGGCGGGUGCUGGUGCUGGAGCAGCACGGCAGGCUGGGGGGCUGCUGCCAUGCGUUCAGCGAGAAGGGCUUCGAGUUCGACACCGGGAUCCACUACGUGGGACAGCUGCACGACGGCUCGCUGUGGCGCUUCCUGGUGGACCAACUGACGGACGGGCAGCUGGAGUGGGCCCCCAUGCCUCCCACCUUCGAUGCUGUGGUGCUGGGAGAGCCCGGCCGUGACAAAGCCAUCCAGCUCUGCUCCGGGGCCAGGACUUACUUCAGCAGGCUGAAGGAGCAGUUCCCCGGUGAGGAAGCCACCAUCGAUGAGUUCAAGCGGCUGGUGAAGAGUGUCACUACUGGGUUCUGGGUUCUGGGUGUGCUAAAACUGCUGCCACUGCCACUGGUGCGGCUGCUGAGCCGCUUGGGGCUGCUGUCCCUGCUCAGCCCCUUCUGCCAGAUGACCUCACACAGCGUUAAGGACGUGGUUGAUGGCCUCACCACCAACGCCAAGCUCAGGGCCAUGUUCAGCUACAUCUUCCCCACCUACGGCGUGCUGCCCUCCAAGGCCAGCUUCUCCCUGCACAGCAUCGUGUUGCACCACUACCUGUGGGGCGCAUGGUACCCCAAGGGUGGCUCGGGGGAGAUCGUCUUCCGCACCAUCCCCAUCAUCCAGAGGGCUGGUGGCAACGUGCUGGGUCGGGCGCCGGUGCAGAGCAUCCUGCUGGACUCCCAGGGCAAAGCCUGCGGUGUGAGCGUCAAGAAGGGCGAGGACGUGGUGAACAUCUUCGCUCCCAUCGUCAUCUCGGAUGCAGGGAUAUUCAACACCUAUGAGCGGCUGCUGCCGCCCGAGGCGCGCGCUUUGCCUGAGAUUCAGUCCCGGCUGCGCAUGGCGACUCACGGCGAAGCUGGCUUCUCCGUAUUCGUGGGGCUCAGAGGCUCGAGCCAGGAGCUGGGGCUGGAAGCCACCAACUACUACAUCUACCCAGAUACCAAUCUGGACCAAAUAAUGCGGCGCUACUACAGCAGCUCCCGCGACGAGGCAGCCGCCAACAUCCCCCUGCUGUUUGUCACCAGCCCGUCUGCCAAAGACCCCACGUGGGAGAUGCGGUACCCAGGUAAAAGCACGCUGUCCAUCAUCACCAUGGCCAAGUACGAGUGGUUUGAGGAGUGGAAGGACAGGCCAGUCCAUAAGAGGGGAGAUGCUUAUGAGGACGUGAAGAAGACGUUUGUGGACGCCAUCAUGCAGACCGUCUUCAAACUGUACCCCCACAUCGAGGACAAGGUUGAGCACAUCUCGGGGGGGACACCGCUGACCAACCAGCACUACAUCGCCAGCCCCCGCGGGGAGUUCUACGGCAUGGAGCACGACAUGGCGCGCACGCAGAUCGAAGCCAUCGCCACCGCACGGCCGCACACCGCUGUCCCCAACCUCUACCUGACAGGGCAGGACGUGGCUCUGUGUGGCUUCGCCGGAGCACUGCAGGGAGCCUUCCUCUGCACCAGCGCCAUCCUCAAGCGCAACAUCUACCUGGACGCCAUGUGGCUGCGGAAGCGCGUGCAGAGCUCCAAUAGCAAGAAGAAGAUCUGAGGCUGGGUCCCACUGGCAGCAGCUUUGGACUGAAUGAGGCUGGGAAAGCUUCUCAUGGUGCCUCCAUGCCCGGGGUGGUGGAGGCUGAGGAAUGAAUCCCUCCCUCUGCACACAGAGCUGCCUGAGCGGCGUUGAACCAGUUUUCCAUCAGACCCGUUUCUGUCAGCCCUGCACAAUGCUCUGUGCACAUCUACAAUGCUCUGUGCACAUUUACAAUGCUCUGUGCACAUCUGCAAUGCUCUAUGCACAUUUACAAUGCUCU